Molecule: messenger RNA, 3058 nt
Organism: Syzygium oleosum
Lineage: Eukaryota; Viridiplantae; Streptophyta; Magnoliopsida; Myrtales; Myrtaceae
Product: U-box domain-containing protein 4
Exons: 6
Coding region: 303-2798 (831 amino acids)
Biological process (GO): protein ubiquitination
Cellular component (GO): cytoplasm; nucleus
Molecular function (GO): ubiquitin-protein transferase activity; protein binding
Source: RefSeq, a predicted model, not a curated record
GGAAAGAGAAAUCGGGUGCUCCCAGAGAGAAAAGAGAGAGAGAGAAGGGAGAAGGGAGAGGUCAAAGGAGGAGCUCGAAUCCGCCAUUUCCGAGCUCGGGUUUCCCCCCUUCGCGUUCGUCUCGUCCCGGCAAUCCGUUUCAAGGUAGCAGCUGGAGAACUUGGAGUCAGAGUGAAUAUAGAAAUGAUUUUGUGGGCGGUUGAUACCAGAGUUCUCUUUUAAUCACGCCUCUGAUCUUUAAAGUGCUAUGUGACUAAGUUUACUUCAUUAUUUGAAUCCAUUGGAGUCUGGAGAAAGGUGUUAUGGAGAUAUCCCUGUUGAAGGCACUACUAAGUAAUAUCUCCUUAUAUUUUCAUCUAUCAUCUUCUGAUAGCAUAAACUUGGAACCAGCUCAGAAAUAUUAUAAAAAGGCAGAGGAAAUAUUGAAGCUGGUGAAGCCAAUUCUUGAUGUCAUUGUUGGCUCUGAAGUAGCUUCUAACGAGUCACUUAAUAAGGCUUUUGGAGAGAUUCAUCAAUCUGUGGAGGAUUUAAGGGAGCUCUUUGAAAGCUGGCAGCCAUUGUCGAGUAAAGUUGAUUUUAUUCUUCGAGUAGAGGUCUUGAUAUCAAAAAUUCGAAGUGCUGGCCUUGAUACUUUCCAGCUGCUGAAGUCUGCUGAUCAAAACCUCCCUGAUGAGUUGAGUUCAGGGUCACUGGAGCACUGCGUGCAGAAGAUCAAGCAUAUAGAAUAUGAUCAAGCAUGUUCGGUCAUUACAGAAGCCAUAAAGGAUCAAGCAGAGGGUGUUGGUCCCAGCUCUGCAGACCUUGUGAAAAUUGCAGAAAUUUUUAGUUUAAAGUCAAACCAGGAGAUCUUGAUUGAGGCUGUUGCCCUUGAAAAAUUGAAGGAGAAUGCAGAGCAAUCUGAGAACACCAGUGAGGUGGAUUAUUUUGACCAAUUGAUCACUAUUAUCACACGGAUGCAUGAUCGUCUUGUGUUGAUAAAGCAGUCUGAGAUCUCCAGCCCCAUCCCAAUACCUGCAGAUUUUUGCUGUCCUCUCUCUCUUGAGCUGAUGACAGAUCCAGUUAUUGUGGCAUCAGGGCAAACGUAUGAAAGGGCAUUCAUCAGGAAAUGGCUGGACCUUGGGCUCACGGUUUGUCCAAAGACACGGCAAACAUUGGGUCACACAAAUCUAAUACCUAAUUAUACUGUAAAGGCACUAAUUGCUAAUUGGUGUGAAUCCAACCAUGUGAAGUUGCCUGAUCCUAUGAAAUCUGUGAGCUCAAACCAACCUUCGCCACUGCUUAGCCAUGCAGAGUCUGGUACAAUCAGGGAGCCACAUAUCAGGGGGAACCCCCCAAUGUCACCUGAGUCUGUCCGACACAUGGGUUCGCCAGUUAAGAACUUUGUUGCAUCUAGUGGUGUUCCCCAGGAUGCGAAUUCUCCGUCACAUCCUCGUUCUAGGUCAGAUGCUUUGUUGUCAACUGUUGCUGGAGAUGGACGGGGCUUGGAUAUUGGAAGAUUAUCUAUAGCAGCCUCUGAAGAAAGUUCGGUUAACUUUGAAGAAGGUCCUAUUGAUUCAUCUCUCCAAGUGUCUACGUCCCCAAACAGGAGUGAAUUCUCCAAUGGCAUUGGUGCUGAUGAGCGGAUGUUGAACCACAAGAGAACUGUUUCGGCAUCUGGCACACAUUCUGGUGCAAGUAGGCCUCUAGGAUCAUCUGGAGAUGCAAAUGGAUCUACUAAUCUGACAGGCUACAGUAGUGACGCUUCUGGGGAGAUGAAACCUGAACUACAGUCUCCUAACAACGUGACUACUACUCAGCGAGAACCGGAGUUUCCUCCUCGAAUGGUAGAGACAAGGUCAAGAAGCCAGACGAUAUGGCGUCGGCAGCCAGAUAGGUUUGGUCCAAGGAUCAUUUCUUCUCCUGCUGUUGAAGCAAGAGCUGAUCUCUCUGAAAUUGAAACUAAAGUCCGAAAGCUUGUUGAUGCCUUGAAAAGUGAUUCAGCUGAAACUCAAGGAGAAGCAACAGCUGAAAUUCGACUUUUGGCUAAGCACAACAUGGACAACCGCAUUGUAAUAGCAAACUGUGGUGCCAUUAACUUGUUGGUGAGUUUGCUUAGAUCUCCAGACAUCAAGAUUCAGGAAGAUGCUGUCACAGCACUUCUUAAUCUGUCAAUCAAUGAUAACAACAAGAUUGCAAUUGCUAAUGCUGAUGCAAUUGAUCCUUUGAUCCACGUUCUCCGGACUGGCAGUCCUGAGGCCAAGGAGAACUCAGCUGCCACUCUUUUUAGUCUCUCUGUGAUCGAAGACAAUAAAGUCAAAAUUGGAAGGUCGGGGGCGAUUGAACCUCUGGUUGAUUUGCUUGGCAAUGGUACUCCAAGAGGCAAAAAAGAUGCAGCCACAGCUUUGUUCAACUUAUCCAUCUUUCAUGAGAACAAGGCACGUAUUGUGCAAGCCGGUGCUGUAAAGUACCUCGUGGAGUUGAUGGACCCGGCUGCUGGGAUGGUUGAUAAGGCAGUAGCUGUGUUGGCAAAUCUUGCCACAAUUCAAGAGGGAAGGACUGCUAUUGGACAGGAAGGUGGAAUUCCGGUUCUAGUUGAAGUUGUUGAGUUAGGUUCUGCAAGAGGAAAGGAAAAUGCUGCUGCUGCUCUUCUGCAGCUUUGUACCAAUAGCAACAGAUACUGUAGUAGGGUGCUCCAAGAGGGAGCUGUCCCACCAUUGGUGGCUUUGUCUCAGUCCGGCACCCCAAGGGCUAAAGAAAAGGCGCAGGCACUUCUCACCUAUUUCAGAAAUCAACGACAUGGCAAUGCUGGGAGGGGCUGAUCCUGAUUGUACCUUUGCCCUAGAUUUUGAGGCAAGUUCACGAGUGUAGAAUGUAUAUUUGAUUAUGCAAAUAAUGCAUGUGAGAAUUGGUGUUUGGAUUAAAGCAUGAUCUGUAAAGAGAUUGUCCGUGGAGGAUAUUAGUUUGUCCUCUAAUACGUCCUUUGUGAAUGUGGAUUGAAAAUUUGUAAUGUGAUCCUCAUCUUGGCAGUGACUUGGGCUACUCAAUGACUUAUAAGUGACCAAUUUUCUUGUUGAUGGAA